CCUCUGUACCCUCUGUCGCUCAUCAGUGGCAGUGUCGAAGACCGCAAGACCAGCCUCUCAUCAUCGAGCGCCGCUAUUGGUCGUAAUCUGGGAGCCCAUCAGGGCUACACUGUAGUGGGAGACCCUCUGCAGCCCCUCCCACUUUGUCUGAAACAGGAAAUGUCCCCGGAAGUGACAAGCACAAGCCCCUCCCCCAACCUGGCGGCUCAUAGCUCCGCCUUCCUGGAGUUGCAGUGUCUCCAGGCUCCUGUCGCUAGCAGCUGCAGCUUCCCUCACACCUUCAACUCAUUUUCCCAUCAUGCACCAGUGUACGGGCAGAUCAGCAGCCAGAGUGUCAUGUCAGGGCGGGACAUGGUUAGCUCCACCCUGCCGGGGUACCCCCCCCACAUCCCCUCCGGAGGCCAGACAGGGUACUCCUCCUCCGCCAUCACCGGCAUGGUGGCAGGAGCAGACUAUUCGGGGCAGUCCUACACACCCUAUACCUCCUACAGCGAAGCCUGGAGGUAUAACUCCAGCAUUCUGGGAUCCCCCUACUACUACAGCACAGCCUCGCGCAGUGGACCCCCCUCCUCCGCCGCCUACGACCACCUCUAGCUCCUCCCACGCAGGGGGGGCACAGGAAGUACCCUGGACCAGUACAGGAAGGAGGAGAAGGGGACAGGAAGCUGAGGACAAGGGGACCAGGAAGUAGCAGGCAGGAGGACCAGGACAGGAAGCAGGAACAGGAGGACCAGGACAGGAAGUAGGAAGUGAGGAGACAGGAACCUGAGGGAGGAGGGAUAGUACGCUAUUGAUGCAUUCCACGCCAGCACUUCAGUCUGCAGAGUUCAGACUGAACCAGCACAACAGACUCUCACAGCAUCAGGCUCUUUUGUUGACAUUUUCAGGUAUAACUUGGAACACAAACCGGUUUACACAUGCUGUCACUGUAAUUCAUCCACAAGCAUUGUGUCAAAUAUUUUAAAUUUACAUUUGACUCAUUUAGCAGUCGCUUUUUAUCUAAAGCAACAUACAAUUGGUGCAUACAAAAGAUGACAAGUGAAAAUAAAGCAUAUGCGCUUGUCUAGGGUGCAUGGAUUUGAUCCUAUGAACAUUCAGCCUUUAUGGCUCAUUUUCAACACUGGAAAGACCUCCCUGAUAUUCUCCACUGAGGUGGAUUUAAUCCCAGACUUCUGUCCCAGAAUGUGAGUACUAAACGAACUCUGGAAAAGGACCAUGACUUCCUGGUGACAUCAAUGUUGGGUUGUUGCUGUGGUGACAGCUGCUAGUGGUGUUUCUAUUUGCAUUUAGUUUACAAAACUCUCCAUGACGAUGUGAUCACGUGAUCUCUCAUCUCCUCAGUGCAGGUGUGUUUCCAAGGUUUCUCCUUCUGUUUGAUACACUUACAUUUCAGUGUCAGAGCUUCCAUUCAAAAAUUUAAAAAACAACAGAGGUAAAUACACUGGAUGACAGUAUCAUAACAACAGGCUUGUUAACAGAUCCAGCCAUCUUAUGUUCUGCUUUCCGACGCUCGUCCGCCGAACCACAGCCUUCACGAGAGUGAGAUGGAGAGUUAACUGCGUCAUGUUAGAAUGCCCUCGUGAGGCCCUGUGUUGUCGAUGUGGGGCUUCUAUGGCAAUAUGUAAAUACUGUAUAAACUGCUCCGUAGGAAGAAUUGCAAUUUUAUUAUAAGGUUGAUUUGUGGGAAGGAAUAGUUUGGGGAUCAAUGGUUUAAAUAUCUGAAAAACACUAAACUCUUGAAAUAAUUUUUUCCUUUAAUGAUAUUUCGAGUUUGUUGUCAUGCUGAUGUUUCGUAAGAACUGUGACUACUUUUUUCUUAUACUGGUAUUAAUAUUAUUGAAGAUGUAAAUAAUGAAUUUCUAAAGAUUAUUUUAAUUAAAAUAAAGCAUGACAAACUUGUUUACUU
This is a messenger RNA of Osmerus eperlanus (European smelt), 1906 nucleotides long. RefSeq names its product paired box protein Pax-8-like. The record is from RefSeq and is a predicted model, not a curated record. NCBI's taxonomy places the organism in Eukaryota, Metazoa, Chordata, Actinopteri, Osmeriformes, Osmeridae.